UUGCCUGUUUUGUCUUCCCAGGCGGCGGCGGCAGCAGCUACACCAGUGCGUGUAGGGAGCAGGCAGGGCUCCAGCCAGUUCCCUGAUUUGCUAGACCAUCUCCUGGGCUCAAGCUGCUCCACAGGCACCAUGCAGAGCACCGUGCUUUUUGCAGCCAUCCUGGCUCUCAGCCUGGCUUGGAGUUUCGGGGCUGUCUGUGAGGAGCCACAGGAGCAGGUGGCACCCAGGAGGGGCCACAGCAAGAUGGACCAGGAGCUGUACCAGCUGCCUCCAUCGUUGCUCCGGAGGCUCUAUGACAGCCACUCAGUCUCUCUGGAUGGACUGCUCAAAACGCUGAGCAAGGCUAGCAUGGAUCCUAAGGAAUUGUCACUUCUCCAGAAACGUGACAUGCAUGACUUCUUUGUGGGACUUAUGGGCAAGAGGAAUACCCAGCCAGACACUCCUACUGAUGUGAACCAAGAGACCAUCCCCAGCUUGGGUGCCCUUAAGUACCCACCCAGUGUGGACUGAGUAGGUGGUCAGUGGGAGUUGUCCAGGACAGAAGAUGUGACUUCAUUUUUUUGGUCCUCAGCACUCCAGUCCUGGACUCCAGGGCUGCCUCAUGAAGACUCCCAGUCCCCAGGUGCAUGCGCUUCUAUGUCCCUGUCCUUUCCCAUCCUUUAAUACUCUUGUGGUUUCACUCUUUCCCCAUCCCUCUACCCCAUCCUGAUGUAGAAACUGCAUAGCAAGCAUCCCCAAUCCCAGCUGGCAUUGACUAUAGGUUCCCCUGGAGUUUCUGUAGAGUCCUACAUUAAAAAUAUGAUGUCUCUCUACUCUUCAACAAU
Molecule: messenger RNA, 824 nt
Organism: Manis javanica (Malayan pangolin)
Lineage: Eukaryota; Metazoa; Chordata; Mammalia; Pholidota; Manidae
Gene: TAC3
Product: tachykinin precursor 3
Biological process (GO): positive regulation of blood pressure; tachykinin receptor signaling pathway
Source: RefSeq, a predicted model, not a curated record